Messenger RNA from Neopsephotus bourkii (Bourke's parrot), 6374 nucleotides. RefSeq names its product tau tubulin kinase 1 (gene TTBK1). NCBI's taxonomy places the organism in Eukaryota, Metazoa, Chordata, Aves, Psittaciformes, Psittacidae. Bases 1765 to 5859 code for a protein of 1364 amino acids. Gene Ontology annotation, biological process: signal transduction; peptidyl-tyrosine phosphorylation; peptidyl-serine phosphorylation. The transcript has 15 exons. The record is from RefSeq and is a predicted model, not a curated record. Gene Ontology annotation, cellular component: cytoplasm; nucleus. Gene Ontology annotation, molecular function: ATP binding; protein serine/threonine kinase activity.
UCACAUCCUGGAUCUCAGGCUGCCUUUGUAUCCCUUGCAGUCCAGAGCCUGCAUUGAGCUGUACUUGUCGUUAUGAAGUGAUGCCAAAAGACUUGGAAGAAUAGGGAUGCGAUACAUGCCUCUGUACCAGUGUGUUAACAUUGAGGGCUUGGGACAGGCUGUAAAUGACUUUUCUUUAAGUAACAGGGAAAAAGCUAUCCUUAAAAGACAUUUUGGCAAGGGUUCUCUCUCCUGUGCAGCCUGCAGGGAGCUGCACUGCAUAUGCAAAACUUGCUGGUAGCUUAGUGUUGCUCAGUUCAAGCAUUCUGGUGGAUGUAAAGUAGCCUGGACAUGGCAUUAGGCUGACUCAUUAGGAGGAAGAAGCACCAACAUCGCUGCCAGACACAGCAGGUACUUUCUCAUUGGAGAGCUUUGCAGUUUCUUCCUUCAGUACCUGGAGCCUGAAAGGGCUGCCACAGGUGCAGAACUCUUUCUAUGAGAAUUGAGAGUGGUUUGCAUCACUUUUCUUCUGAAUUUCUUUACUAUUUAUUUUCUUCUUCUAUCAUUUUGAUUGUCCUUUAGCAGAUGUCAGAUUAUUUGAACGUUUCUCAGCAGCCCUCUUACUGCAUUACUCUGCUGCUCCUUUAUUCCGUGUAGUUACCUUCUAUAUCUAGAAUGAAAUCAUCUUUUGUGAACAUCUUUUGAGACGAUCUCUCUGAGACGACGUUUGAUCAUCCUCCGUCUUGCGCUUCUGACGUACUUCUGUCUGCUGCUUCUUUGUGCACGUUACAUGCUGGUCACUUUCUAUCCUUCUUUCUCAGCCCUUUUAUUGCUAGGGAAUGAGCACUUGCUUUGAGCUCCUAAUUCACUGGUGAAUUGUUCCUUUUUUCGGGGCCUGGAGAAGUGUAGUAGUUGAACGACCAGCUCCAAUCUUCUUUUUUAUCUGAUUUGGCAUUUAUGUUGUGAAUCUGAUUUAAGUUUGCAGUCAGUGCUACAGUAAUAUGCAUUUUUAGGAAGGAAAAUGCUUCAUAUUUGGGGGGAAGGACAACAGAACUGCCAGGAAAGCUUAAUAAAGGGUCCAUACUUAAAAGGUCUGGCCUACUUCUAAAGUCAGAAGAAUACCUUACAAGAAGAGAUGAAAUGCAUUAGGAAGAUCUUAUUAGUCCUGUUUCAAUUCAGUCUCUUCCAGGAAAGUGGAGCUAGUGUGUAGCUGAAAGUCAUUUUUGUAGAAGAAUUGUAACCAAAAAACCCUCAAAACAAAAUUAAUUUGCAGCAUAAGCUGCCUGGAGCUCCCUCUAAAAGCAGGGAAAAGGGGUGUGAGGUAGAACACAAACCCAUAGGAACAAGAUAUAUCUCUGUAUUUUAACUUGAUCCAUUUUAGCAUUGUGUGUAUGCUCUGAGGAAGACUAAUUCAUACAUGGCUGAAGCCCUUUCUAACCAUCCCUGUCUUCUUUGCUUGGCUCUUCAUCACAGUGAGACUGUCUGUAAUCCUUGCUCUGUAAAGGUCCUUCUACCCUGUUCAGAUGCUUUUAGGCUUAUUGAAUGUAAUACCUGGCAAACCUUUCUGAUUUGUGUUGGAUGUCGUCCAGUGGAAACCAUAAAAAGUGCCUAUGCAGCAGCUGCUCUGUGAAGCAAGACCUUUUUGCCUGGUAACGAGAACAGCUCUUGCAGCAUUUGGCAUUAGAUUCUCUCUGACUUGUUGGCUGUCAGGCCCAAGAGCACUGGAGUCCUGCAUGGUAUGGUCGGUAAUUGUCACCCUUUUAGUUUGUGCUGCUACCUUGAAGCAUGGUUGUGUCUGCCCAGUUUAUGCAUGGAGUGAGCUCAGGUGUUUGCAAGAUAAAUGGCUCAUUUAAAUUGGGAGCUACUAAAAUACUCUCUGGCUGGCAAAUGCAGUGCCUAGCAGCAGUCAUCAAGGACGAACCAAACAUGAGUGGAGGAGGCGAACAGGUCGACAUUCUUCCGGCCAAUUACGUGGUCAAAGAUCGCUGGAAAGUGUUGAAGAAGAUUGGUGGCGGUGGCUUUGGGGAGAUCUAUGAGGCGAUGGAUCUGCUGACCCGUGAGAAUGUGGCCUUGAAGGUGGAAUCAGCCCAGCAGCCCAAGCAGGUUCUCAAGAUGGAAGUGGCUGUCCUGAAAAAGCUGCAAGGGAAAGAUCAUGUUUGCAGAUUUAUUGGCUGUGGAAGGAAUGAAAAAUUUAAUUACGUGGUCAUGCAGCUUCAGGGCCGGAAUCUGGCAGAUCUCAGGAGGAGUCAGCCUCGAGGGACUUUCACGCUGAGCACCACGCUGCGAUUAGGCAAACAGAUCCUGGAAUCAAUAGAAGCCAUUCACUCUGUGGGAUUCCUGCAUCGGGACAUCAAGCCUUCCAAUUUUGCCAUGGGCCGCUUGCCUUCAACGUACAGGAAGUGCUACAUGUUAGACUUUGGUCUGGCCCGUCAGUACACCAACACCACUGGUGAAGUCCGGCCACCCCGCAACGUCGCUGGUUUUCGAGGAACAGUCCGCUACGCCUCGGUGAACGCACACAAAAACCGAGAGAUGGGUAGACAUGAUGAUCUGUGGUCCCUCUUUUACAUGUUGGUGGAGUUCGCAGUUGGUCAGCUUCCAUGGAGGAAGAUCAAAGAUAAGGAGCAGGUAGGCAUGAUAAAAGAAAAGUAUGAACACCGAAUGCUGCUAAAACACAUGCCUUCAGAGUUCCACCUUUUUCUGGAUCACAUUGCAAGCCUAGACUACUUCACCAAGCCAGACUAUCAGCUAAUCAUGUCCGUUUUCGAGAACAGCAUGAAAGAAAGAGGUAUCACUGAGAACGAAGCCUUUGACUGGGAGAAGGCUGGUACAGAUGUCUUGUUGUCCACUAGCACCUCUACUCCACCGCAGCAAAACACCAGGCAAACAGCAGCCAUGUUUGGGGUGGUUAAUGUCACUCCAGUGCCUGGGGACCUGCUGCGUGAGAACACUGAGGAUGUCCUGCAGGGUGAACAUCUGAGUGAUCAAGAGAAUGCUCCUCCCAUCCUGUCAGGCCGGCCAGCAGAAGGUCUUGGUCAGGCUCCAAACACUGCGUUCAAUGAGGGGGAAGUGUGGGAAGAGACAGAUGUGAAUCGCAACAAACUCAGGAUCAGCAUCAGCAAAACUCAGUGCAUGGUGGAAGAGGAGCAGAGAAACGGUGUCUGCCCCAGCUCCCCUGUCCGAGUGCCUCCGGAGUCCCCCACUGCCCAAGCGCGCUCCCUGCGGUACCGCCGUGUGAACAGCCCGGAGUCGGAACGCCUCUCCACUGCUGAUGGCAAAGCAGAUCCACAUGAAAGAAGAUCUCGAAUGGAUUUACCUGGUUCUCCAUCACGGCUUGUGUGCUCCUCCCAGCCAGCCCAGAUGCUGUCCAUUGAUACUGGCCAGGCUGACCGGCAGGCAAGUGGUCGGAUGGAUGUGUCUGCUUCGGUGGAACAUGAAGCCCUCAGCAAUGCUUUCCGCUCAGUGCCACUUGCAGAGGAGGAGGACUUUGACAGCAAGGAGUGGGUUAUCAUAGAUAAGGAGACAGAGCUGAAGGACUUCCACCCAGGUGCUGAGCCAAGCACCUCUGGGACCACAGAUGAGGAGCCUGAGGAACUAAGGCCGAUUGAAGAUGGUGAGGAGAGAAGGCGCCUGGGGGCAGAUGCUGCUGUCAGGCCGAAGACGCACGAUGGGCGAAGUCGGGGUAUGCAGCCUGUGACUGAGGAGGACAGUUCCCACAGACAUGAAGGACCUUCUCAAACAGUAUCUGACAGUAAACAUGAACAGCAGACAGGAAGUCCAGCCCACUCCCCCCUACAUUCAGCACCAGCUAUCCGACAAAGGAGACGAGAAUCUGAACCUACUGGUCCUCAGAGACAGGCCCUUAUGCUGAAGUCCUUUGAAAUGAAUGGUCUGCCCAAGGCGGUGCCUUUAAGUUUGCCUUACCAAGACUUCAGAAAAGAUGUGUGCAACUACUGGGAAAAGCCUAAGGUGUCCCAGCGGAUAAAGAGAGUUGAUUUCUCCAACAUUGUCCUGACUGCUCCUUGCAAACCUCUGGAACCUUAUCUGGAAAUUAAUGGAAAAGAGGAGGAAGAGGAAGAUGAGGAGGAAGAAGACGAGGAGGAGGAAGAUGAGGAGGAGGUGGAAGAGGAAGGGGAUGAGAUUGACAUGCACAGCGGUUCCAGCAGUGACCUGAGUCAGAAAAGCACGGAGCGCAGCCAGGAGUGUGCCCCAUCCACGCUCCUGGCUGAUGACCAGAAGGGAUCCCGGGGUCGAGCAUCCACUGCUGACGGGGACCUGGAGCUGGAGGAAGGCUCAAAAACACUCGUGCUGUUUUCACCAGGCGACCUGAAGAAAUCGCCGGUGACCACAGACUUGCCUCCAGAAGUUGAUCUGGGCACUCUUGCUGCACUGACACCUCAGAGCGAGCGGCCACAGCCUAUGGGGAGCCAGCUGGAUGUAUCUGAGCCAGGGACCCUGUCCUCAGUCCUUAAAUCGGAACCAAAGCCCCCCGUGGCAGUGGCUACAGCUUCCUCCCCCUUUACCAAAGUAGAGCGCACGUUUGUUCACAUCGCCGAGAAGACCCACCUCAAUGUCAUGUCUUCCAGCGGCCAGCUGAUGAGGCAUGAGGAGUACUGCCCUCCGGGCCAGUUUGAGGAGGUCAUCAUCGAGGAAGAGCUGGAGGACAACCUGGUGCUGGUAGAGAACGGGAGCAUCCAUUCGGGGCUGGAAGGGGCAGAGACGGAGAGCUGCGCGCUCUCCGCUAACCCCAUUGAAACCGCCUCAGAGACAGUGGGGGAGCAGUUGGUCCUUCCCAGUGUAGCAAAGCCUCCCGAGGACAAGCCGGAGCUCUCUGACAAAGCAGUGCUCCCGGUGGAUGUGGAAGAGCCUGGCAAGGUGGGUACAAGGGAGCCUGACCUGGAGAAGUCAGCAGCGGUGGCAGAGCCCCUUAAGCGAGCAGAGAGCAUCCUUGACGCCCCGCAUCAGGGGCCCCGGAGACCUCUGGGCUCCAGGUACAGGAGCCGGAUACCCAUCUUGUUCUCGGAGGAGGACACUGGCUCAGACCUCUCAACUUCACUCUCAGCCAAAGAGAGGCUUUAUAAGAGAGCAAAGCACCCUGACCUGGCUCGCCUGGUGAUGGAGAAGAGGCAGAGCCGGCUCCUCCGCCUGGCCUCGGGGGCCUCCUCCUCAGCAUCCUCCAGCGACGAGCGGCGCCGGGCUUCAGAAACGCUCUCGGCCACUGGCUCCGAGGAGGACACCCAUGACUCGGAUGACUCCAUCCCAAGGAAGGCGGGGAAGGAGAGGGCGGCCCUCCUGGGGAAAGAAGAGAGAGCCACAAGCACAAAGAGCAGGAUUCCUCGGCCCAUCACCCCGGUGAAAGCACUGCUGGAGGCAGCCAAGGCUGAGAGCGCCAUGGCUGCCGCAACAGCGGCACUGUGCAGCUCCCUGCAGGAUGCUGCUGUUGCCCACAGGCUUCAGGCACAGAGACCCGCUGGGAGCAUCCCCACCGAGUGCCGAGCAGCGCAGACACAAAGCCGGCUCCCUCCUUCGCCGAGCUCCACGUCCCUUCCCGCACGGAGCAGCUCGCGGAGGUCCAGCUGCGCAUCCCCUCGGAGCCCCGUCCUUCCUCCCAGGAACCCCAGCGCUUCCCCCAGGAGCCAGCUGCCCCCUGGGAGGGAAAGCCCUUCUCCCUGCCGGCAGCAUAAGCCAGGGACUGCAGCUCCUCAGCGAGUUCCUCCUUCCCCCCGACCCCAGCCCCCAGCUCAGGCCCUGGGGCCAACGGGAGAUUCCCUGCCCUCUCCUGGCGUGGCCAAAAAACGGCAGAGAGGAAAAACCCAGACUCAGAGUCCAGCAACCAAAGGAAAGCAGGUGUCCCUGGAAAGCAAGGCAGCUGCCAGAUAAUGAUCUUCUGCCAGCCCAACAGACUGGGUAACUUCUGCAUAUAGUCCACACUUGAGAUGCUGCAGCACAGCCUUCCACGCUGGACCCACGAGUGUAUAGCAGUAGCUGUUCUUCAAAGCUUCACUCACUCUCACCCCACACCGUCGCCAUCAGCUCCCCACAGGCCUGAGAGCCCCCGAGCCACGGAGCCUUCUCCAAGGGAGACCCCAGCCCGCAGCUCACGCUUGCUAACGCACAGCACCAAGCAGUGACCCAGGCAGCCUGCCCAGUGCCUGUCCCGCAGCCCCUCUCCCUGUUAGCAAUACCAGUUGCCAAUGCCAAUGGCUGUAGAAAGAGGAGCGGAGGCGGGGAGAGCAAGGCCUGAUGGAGAGGAAGCUCCCCUCCUGCAGGCAGCUCCCUCCUCUCUCCUCGCUGGGAAAACCCCAGCCUUGGCCACCACUAUCUACCUUGAGCGUUGGCUCACCUGUGUUAGCAAGGGAUGGUCACCAGCUUAGCCAGGAGGGAUGGAUGCAUCC